Messenger RNA from Lolium rigidum, 2034 nucleotides. RefSeq names its product sucrose transport protein SUT2-like. The transcript has 5 exons. Gene Ontology annotation, molecular function: sucrose:proton symporter activity. The coding region runs from base 208 to 1722 and encodes 504 amino acids. The record is from RefSeq and is a predicted model, not a curated record. Gene Ontology annotation, cellular component: vacuole; plasma membrane. Lineage: Eukaryota; Viridiplantae; Streptophyta; Magnoliopsida; Poales; Poaceae. Gene Ontology annotation, biological process: transmembrane transport; sucrose transport.
GCCACCUCCCCCAAAGCCCCCAAUUUCCAACUCCUUCCGUGGCGGCACCGCCGUGGCCCGACGGGAUUGGAGCCACCGGAGCAAGAUUCUUUGCUGCUCUCCCCUUCUUCUUCCUCCUCACUACUCCCGCUGGGAGCUCACAAUCCGCAGCCACACCACCGGCGGCGGCGCAGGCGGAGCGGGGGCAAAAAAGCCAUCCGAAACAAGAUGCCGCCCCCGCGGCGGCCGAACGCCGGCGGCACGACCUCCGCCGCUCUCCCCCCACCACGCAAGGUCCCGCUGCGCUCGCUCCUCCGCGCCGCCUCGGUGGCCUGCGGGGUGCAGUUCGGGUGGGCGCUGCAGCUCUCCCUGCUCACGCCCUACGUGCAGGAGCUGGGCAUCCCGCACGCCUUCGCGUCGCUCGUCUGGCUCUGCGGCCCGCUCUCCGGCCUGCUGGUGCAGCCGCUCAUCGGCCACCUCUCCGACCGCAUCGCGCCCGCCGACUCCCCGCUCGGCCGCCGCAGGCCCUUCAUCGCCGCGGGGGCCGCCUCCAUCGCCUUCUCCGUGCUCACCGUCGGCUUCUCCGCCGAUUUGGGGAGGCUGUUCGGGGACAACAUCCGGCCCGGGUCGACCAGGUACGGCGCGAUUAUUGUCUACAUGAUCGGCUUCUGGCUGCUGGAUGUCGGCAACAACGCCACCCAGGGCCCCUGCAGGGCCUUCCUCGCCGACCUCACCGAGAAUGACCCGAGGAGGACUCGGAUCGCCAACGCCUAUUUCUCGCUCUUCAUGGCCCUGGGGAACAUCCUCGGGUAUGCCACCGGAGCGUACAGCGGCUGGUACAAGAUAUUUCCCUUCACCAUCACCGAGUCAUGUGGCGUCAGCUGUGCCAACCUCAAGUCUGCGUUCCUGCUAGACAUCAUCAUCCUGGCAAUUACGACAUACGUCACUGUGGUAACGGUGCAAGACAACCCGACAUUCGGGAGCGAUGAAGCAGCGCCACGUCCGAGCAGCCACGAAGAGGAGGCUUUCCUCUUCGAGCUCUUUGGGUCAUUCAAGUACUUCACAAUGCCUGUCUGGAUGGUCCUGAUCGUCACUUCCCUCACCUGGAUCGGGUGGUUCCCGUUCAUCCUCUUCGAUACCGACUGGAUGGGCCGGGAAAUCUACCGAGGGAGCCCGGAGAUCGUCGCCGACACCCAGAAGUACCAUGACGGUGUGAGAAUGGGUUCCUUUGGCCUCAUGCUCAAUUCAGUCCUUCUUGGGAUCACGUCAGUCGUGACGGAGAAGCUGUGCAGGAAGUGGGGGGCUGGGCUCGUAUGGGGUGUUUCCAAUAUUAUCAUGGCUCUCUGCUUUGUGGCGAUGCUCGUUAUAACGUACGUGGCGCAGAAUUUGGACUAUGGACCUAGCAGAGCACCUCCGACCGGCAUCGUUGUUGCUUCCCUCACAGUUUUCACGAUUCUGGGAGCACCCUUGUCGAUCACGUACAGUAUACCAUACGCGAUGGCUACGAGCCGUGUUGAGAAUCUUGGGCUUGGCCAGGGUCUAGCAAUGGGUAUUCUCAAUUUAUCUAUCGUCAUACCACAGAUCAUCGUGUCACUGGGCAGUGGGCCAUGGGACUCGCUCUUUGGUGGAGGGAACGCGCCAUCGUUUUGGGUGGCGGCUGCCGCGUCCUUCAUUGGCGGGCUGGUGGCCAUCCUGGGUCUCCCCCGAGCCCGCAUUGCGCCAAAGAAGAGGAGCCAGCGAUGAUGAUCAGAGUACAUUGUUUCAGGUUGUCUGUAUAUCCUGGCUCUUAAGUUAAGUUGCAAGUUGCAACCAUUCUUUGCUCUAUCAUCCAGUUGAUUAGGCAUGGGUAUCUGUCUGUAUAUCAGUUCGAUGGGGAAAGAAAUACAGCUCUGGAAUUUGGUCUUGUUUUCUUUCCUCCAUGAGCUGUUGUUUUUUUCGCGUCUCCGUGUCAAACAUGGUCGGUUGUAUCUUGUUGUAUGUUGGAUUUUUAUGGUUUUGUCGGAGACGGUGGGUGAAUGAAUGAAUAAAAAGUCGGCAGGGUUUUGCUUGAGGUCA